UUUAUUUAUUCGCAUCAGCGACACCAUGUGGCAGGAUAUGGCAGGGACCACAGAAACUAUGCUUGAAAAUGAGAGAGAUCUUUAUCAUGCUAAUAUCAAACUAGGAAAUUGUUUCAUCAUCUAUAUGGAGCCGUUAACAUAUUCAGCUAUUGUUAGUGCCCAAGACCGUUAUCAUGCCCUGGUAAACCCAAGUCCAUUGAUGUUACUGAAUGUAAACAUACCUGACACAAAGAUUUACCUAAAACUUGAAAACCUACAAGCGAUCGGCUCAUUUAAAUUGCGUGGGGCAAUCAAUGCCAUAUGCAAGCUUACACCUGAGCAAAAGAGAGAAGGUGUUUGGACAGCUAGCAAAGGCAAUUUUGCUCGAGGACUUGCAUGGGCAUGUUCCCAGGAAAAGAUUCCAUGCAAGGUUGUGGUACCCCAUUCUGCACCAGCUGCGAAAAUCCAACCAGCGAUAGACCUCGGAGUUGAAGUUAUUAGGGUACCGGUUUCGUUGGAAGAAUGGAUGGGAAUCAUUUUCGAUGGAAAUUUAUGUGAACGUGUGACUGGUACCUUCAUUCACCCCUCUUUUGCAACUGACUGCAUAGCAGGUAAUGGUGUUAUUGGUCUGGAGAUCUUGGACACGCUUCCUGAGGUGGAUUCUAUUGUGAUACCAUUCGGUGGCGGAGGCCUUACCCACGGCAUUUCGACAGCCGUUAAGCACAGAAAGCCGGAGGUGCAAAUCUAUGCUGCAGAGGUGGAGGGUGCUGCUCCACUGAAGGCUUCCCUUUCUGAAGGGAACACUGUUUUCAUCGACUGCCAUCACAGCUUCGUAGAUGGAAUCGGAAGUCGAACCGUUUCAGAGGAGAUAUUUCGAGAAGUCAGGAAGGUUGUGAAAGACUCCAUAGUUGUUUCACCAAAGGAAGUCGCAGUUGCUCUGCGCUUACUGGUUGAAAACAGUCAUGUGGUCGCCGAAGGAGCUGGGGCGGCAUCUGUAGCAGCCGCCAUGACAGGCAUGGCAGGAAAAGGCAACAUAGUGUGCAUUGUAACUGGAGGCUGCAUCGAUACUGACGUCUUGGUAAAAAUACUGCAAGGUGAACUGCCUUCGUGAGUGAGAUAUAAAGUAUUUUUAUAACAUGAUAAUGAUUUUCAGUAUUCUCUGUAGAUCUAGGGCAUAGUAAAACUUUAUAAUAUUUCCAUAAUGCUAACAAUACUGCCAGUGUCUUACACACAGUGGUGGCAUAUGUUUACUAAGCCUUAGAAAGGUUACUUUGACUUGACUGUUUCACACUGAUUUUUUGGUCAGAAAAUAUGAAAAAUUACAAUAUGGAAAAUAUUUUUUAAUGUAAGGGAUAAAAAUAGGUAUAUCUAUUUCUGUAAGAACUAGAUUUUACACAUUGGUGCUGCUUUGAUUAUAUCUGUAAAUAAAAUCACAAUAUAUUUUGCA
This is a messenger RNA of Priapulus caudatus, 1426 nucleotides long. RefSeq names its product L-threonine ammonia-lyase-like. Gene Ontology annotation, molecular function: L-serine ammonia-lyase activity; threonine deaminase activity. Gene Ontology annotation, biological process: L-serine catabolic process; L-threonine catabolic process. The transcript has 7 exons. Bases 26 to 1090 code for a protein of 354 amino acids. The record is from RefSeq and is a predicted model, not a curated record. Lineage: Eukaryota; Metazoa; Priapulida; Priapulimorpha; Priapulimorphida; Priapulidae.